AUGGCAAAGAGAAAGUUAGAAGAACAAAUCGUUGAAGAUGAAGAAUUCAAAUCAUUUUCUGAUAGGGAAGACGAAAAUGAUGAUAUAGAAAUGGAAGAUAGUAAUGGACAUUCUCAAAAUGGUCGAGCUACAAGUGAGACUAAUAAUGGAGAAGAUGAAGAAGACGAUAGUACCACUUCACAACCUCCAACCAACAAGAAACAAAAGAAACAUCAACCACCAAAUAAACAACUUACAGCACAGGAAAUCCAAGUUGCAAGAGAAACAGCAGAGUUGUUCAAGUCUAAUAUUUUUAAACUUCAAAUUGAUGAAUUAAUGAAAGAAGUUAAAAUCAAGAAAAAUCAUGAAGAAAAAUUGGAAAGAGUUUUACGUCGUUUACAUGAUUUGAUUAAACAAGUUCCUACCAUUGAAAACUUGACUUUACAAAAAGCAGAGCAACAAUUCAACCCUAAAAAAUUAGUCAUACCAUUUCCAGAUCCUAAACCAACCAAAGUCAACUAUACUUUUUCUUAUUUACCACCAGAAGAUAUUUCCUUAGUUGGUUCAUAUGGUUUGAAAACUACAAUUAAUCCUCAAAAGGGUCUGAGUAUAGAUAUUGCUUUGACUAUGCCAAAACAAAUCUUUCAACCAAAGGAUUAUUUGAACUACCGUGCAUUAUAUAAACGUGCCUUUUAUUUGGCAUACUUGGCUGAACAUUUGAUUCACUCAUCUAAAAAGAACAAUUUGCCAAUUAAGAUUUCAUACCAUUACCUAAAUGAUGAUGUCUUGAACCCAGUCUUGAAACUUGAAAGUAUUCAAACUGAAAACCCAGAUGAUUUGAAUUUUGUCAAAACAAAAUUCUCCAUUAACGUAAUUGCUGCAUUCCCAUUUGGUAUUUUUGACACAAAGAAAUUACUUCCAGAUAAGAAUUGUAUACGAGUCCAAGCUGAAAGUGAGACUUUACCACCAACUCCAUUAUACAAUUCCAGUCUUCUCAGUCUGACUGCUUAUGAUUACUACUUGAAGUAUUUGUACACAACCAAGAAGUCGGCCGAAGCUUUCCAAGAUGCAUGUAUCUUGGGUAGACUCUGGCUACAACAAAGAGGAUUCGGUUCCUCAAUUAACAAAGGAGGUUUUGGCCACUUUGAAUUUUCAAUGUUGAUGAGUGCUUUAUUGAAUGGUGGUGGUUUGAAUGGAAAUAAAAUAUUGUUGCAUGGGUUCUCCUCCUACCAAUUGUUCAAAGGUACUAUCAAGUAUUUAGCAUCCAUGGAUUUAAACAGUGGUUACUUAUCAUUUUCUUCAUUAAUCGGAGAAACCAUUGCUUCCAAGUUUAAGGAAGGUGGAUUCAAUGUACCAACAAUUUUUGAUAAGAACACUAAAUUGAAUAUAUUGUGGAAAAUGACUAGAAGUUCAUACAGACAGUUACAAUUACAAGCACAACAAACAUUAGAUUUGUUGAAUGAUGUUGUUAAGGACAGAUUUGAUGCAAUUUUGUUACAGAAAUCACAUUUUGAUCAAAUGAAGUAUGACAUUGUUAUCAGUUUAACUGCACCAGAAGACACAUUUGAUUCAUUUGGGCCAUUGGAAAAGAUAUCUUAUAUCAGCUUCGAUAACUAUUUUAAGAAUCGUUUGUAUGCCAUAUUAAGCAAAGCAUUAGGUGAUAGAGCAACGUUAAUUUCUAUUAGAAAUGAAAGUCCUGCUGUCAAUUACCCAAUACAUAAAAGAAAGCCAUCCAAUCCAAGUACUGGAUUUAUCGUUGGAUUACAAUUGAAUGCAGAUGAAUCAGAUAAAUUGGUGACAAAAGGUCCAAAUAAUGAAGAUAAAGAAGAAGGUUUAAAAUUUAGAUCAUUCUGGGGAAAUAAAGCUUCAUUGAGAAGAUUCAAAGAUGGUUCUAUCCAACACUGUGUUGUUUGGAAUAUCAAAGAUCAGGAACCAAUUGUUCUAACUAUUAUAAAAUAUGCAUUAGAUACUCAUUUACAUUCAGAUAUGUCACAACAUUUAGUAACUGAAGUGGCUACUUUUGAUAGAAAAUUGCCUGUCCCAUUGUUGCCAGCUGCUUCUAACCAAGUCGUCACUUCUUUGACAAGCUUCACUAUGCUCAGAAAUGCUUUUGAAAAUAUGAGUAAGACAUUGAUCAAUUUGGAGUUGCCAUUAAAUGUCAAGACUGUUUUGCCAGCCUCCUCAUCUUUGAGAUACACUUCUGUUUUGCAACCUGUUCCAUUUGCCGCUUCUAAUCCAGAUUUCUGGAAUGAUUGUGUUGUCCAAUUUGAAAGUUCUGCAAGAUGGCCAGAUGAAAUUAGUGCAUUAGAAAAAACAAAAUCUGCAUUUUUAUUGAAAAUUAAGGAAGAGUUGAAUGAAACUGAAUACACUUCAUUUGUCACCAAAGACGAAUCAAUUCCAUUUAAUGAAGAUGUUACUUUGUUGAAUAUAUUGACGCCAGAAGGUUAUGGGUUCAGACUUAGAGUGUCAACUGAACGUGAUGAACUUUUGUACUUGAGAGCAGUGGAAAAUGCAGACAAACAAAAGGCAUAUGUGCAAAAUGUUUAUGUCAAAUUUAAUGAAAAGUAUAUGGGAGUUGUCAAACACACAAGAACUAUCACUCAAUUGGCUCAACAUUUCCAAUUCUAUUCACCAACAGUACGAUUCUUCAAACAAUGGUUGGAUUCACAAUUGUUAUUGCAACAUUUCAGUGAAGAAUUGAUUGAGUUGAUUGCAUUGAAACCAUUUGUUGAUCCUGCUCCAUAUUCUAUUCCUCAUUCUGUUGAAAAUGGGUUCUUGCAAAUUUUGAAUUUCAUUGCAAACUGGAACUGGAAGGAAGAUCCGUUGAUUCUUGAUUUGGUUAAGAGCACUGCAGAGGAAGAUGUUAGAUUGAGUGAUAAAUUAACCAUACAACUUCAUAGAAUUAUUGAACAAAACUUUGAAAAAAUCAGAGAAACUGAUCCAACUGGUAUAAAAACUCAAUUAUUUAUUGGUACUAAAGAUGACCCAUCUGGUAUUUUAUGGUCAAAUGACUUAACAUUACCAAUCGCUACAAGAUUAACUGCAUUGUCACGUGCCGCCAUCAAUUUGGUUAAAAAGGAAGGUGUAACAGAAACCAAUUUAGAUUUGAUUUUCACACCUGCAUUACAAGAUUAUGAUUUCACAUUGGAAGUCAAAGCCAAUAACAUUACAGCAUCCUCUGGUGUUUUGCCUCCUAAUACAUUUAAAAAUUUGAUUCAACCAUUGACUUCAUUCCCUGAUGAUAUCACUACAAGAUAUGAUUUGAUCCAAGGUUAUGUUGAUGAAUUGAAUAGAAAAUUUGGUAAUGCUAUCAUUUUCUCAAGUAAGAAAUUUACCGGAUUAUGUAAAGAUAACAAGAAUGUUGUUGGUGGUAUUUUUGUUCCAGCUAAUUUGGCAAAGAAAAAAUUUAGAGUCAAUUUGGGCAUCAAUGUUAAGCCACUUGAUGAAAAUGAUGAAGUGGUUAUCAAUAAGGACUCUAUUUAUGACGAAAUUCAACUUUUAGGAGGUGAUUUGAUCAAAUCCAUGAACAUUAAAAAGUAA
Molecule: messenger RNA, 3519 nt
Organism: Candida tropicalis MYA-3404
Lineage: Eukaryota; Fungi; Ascomycota; Pichiomycetes; Serinales; Debaryomycetaceae
Gene: UTP22
Product: rRNA-processing protein
Exons: 1
Coding region: 1-3519 (1172 amino acids)
Biological process (GO): rRNA processing; tRNA export from nucleus
Cellular component (GO): small-subunit processome; UTP-C complex; CURI complex
Source: RefSeq, a predicted model, not a curated record